CUGUUGUGGGGGACAAGGGUGGUCAUCCCAGCCACUCUCCGUGUUCCCAUUCUAAAGGCCCUUCAUGAGGGCCAUCCGGGCAUCGUAAGGAUGAAGGCCCUGGCCCGCAGCUACGUUUGGUGGCCAGGCAUGGAUGCCCAAAUCUCCACCUGGGUAAGCUCGUGCCAACCUUGCCAAGCAGCCAGACCCGCCCCACCAGCAGCUACUCCUACUAGGUGGGAAAGUGCUGGGGGACCUAGGUCUCACCUGCACAUUGACCUGGCUGGGCCAGUACAUGGAAGGACCUUCUUGGUUGUAGUAGACUCAUAUUCCAAAUGGAUAGACUUGGCCCUACUACCUUCAACAACCACUCAAGCAAUUGUUAAGGCCCUGACUCGUCUGUUUGUUACCCAUGGGCUCCCUGACACGCUGGUGUCUGACAAUGGCCCCCAGUUCACAUCUUGUGAGUUUAGCAUGUUCUCCAAACUGUCACGAUACCUUCUUAGCCAACACACAACCCCAUGCACCACCACAAAUAAAUCUCCUGCAGAACUUUUAAUGGGGAGACGCCUCAGGACCACCCUGGACAGGCUGCACCCCCAUUACUGCCCGGAUACCCCUAUUGGAUCUGACAGCUUGGUCGGGGAUUUCGCCCUGCAUGACCUGGUCUAUGCCAGGAAUUAUGCAGGGGACCCUCUGUGGGUACCUGGGCAGGUUGUGUCAAUUGCAGGGCCAAGAUCUUACAGAGUCCUCUUGGAAGAUGGACGCCUGUGGCGCAGACAUGUGGAUCAGCUAAGGAGGCGAUGGAGAGUUCUUCAUGGACUUUUGCUGAUUAUGAUUGAAUAA
Molecule: messenger RNA, 825 nt
Organism: Pseudonaja textilis
Lineage: Eukaryota; Metazoa; Chordata; Lepidosauria; Squamata; Elapidae
Source: RefSeq, a predicted model, not a curated record